Messenger RNA from Sphenostylis stenocarpa, 414 nucleotides. The record is from the annotation of a GenBank genome assembly. NCBI's taxonomy places the organism in Eukaryota, Viridiplantae, Streptophyta, Magnoliopsida, Fabales, Fabaceae.
AUGGCGGACAAGGCUGUUACAAUCCGAACCCGCAAGUUCAUGACAAACAGGCUCCUUUCUAGGAAGCAGUUUAUUGUUGAUGUACUUCAUCCAGGGAGGGCAAAUGUUUCCAAGGCUGAACUUAAGGAGAAGCUUGCUCGAAUGUAUGAAGUCAAAGACCCUAACACUGUAUUUGUCUUCAAAUUCCGAACACAUUUUGGUGGUGGCAAAUCUACAGGUUUUGGUUUGAUUUAUGAUUCCGUCGACAAUGCUAAGAAGUACGAGCCCAAGUACAGACUCAUCAGGAAUGGUCUUGAUACUAAGGUAGAAAAGUCAAGGAAACAAAUGAAGGAGAGGAAAAACAGAGCAAAGAAGAUUCGAGGAGUAAAGAAGACUAAGGCAUCGGAUGCUGCUAAGGCUGGAAAGAAGAAAUGA